AUGGAUAAAAAUCUGGUCAGCCAACCAGCCGCUGCCACACUUCAUUUCUUCUCAUACCUGCUCAUUUUCUCCCCUACCGAAGUAACACCAAGCAUCUUCUUUAGCUCACAACUUUCAUCUUCAUCUUCCUCGCAGGUUUUGAUUUCCACUGCUUCUUUCUUGCAUAAGGUCAGAUACUGCAUUGAUAUUACUUUGAAGGUCUUAGAAAUAGCUUAUGCACUCGGGCUUAAUGUUUCUGUCGUUGUUGCUCAUGAAGUGUCUGUUACAAAUUUCGUUUCAGGAGUUUCACCUACAAAAAUAUAUAUCACAGAGGGUGUAAGAAUCUACUUUUACAAAAUUUAUGUAUUAUGUCAUCUUACAUUGCAGUUACUGAGCUACUUGUCUAAAAUUCCAACCGUACGUCUUAUUGUGGUAGUUGGAGAUAUAGAUGAUUAA
Vicia faba (fava bean) is the source of this 435-nucleotide messenger RNA. NCBI's taxonomy places the organism in Eukaryota, Viridiplantae, Streptophyta, Magnoliopsida, Fabales, Fabaceae. The record is from the annotation of a GenBank genome assembly.